Molecule: messenger RNA, 2181 nt
Organism: Penicillium macrosclerotiorum
Lineage: Eukaryota; Fungi; Ascomycota; Eurotiomycetes; Eurotiales; Aspergillaceae
Product: anoctamin family protein
Exons: 6
Coding region: 1-2181 (726 amino acids)
Biological process (GO): chloride transmembrane transport
Cellular component (GO): cortical endoplasmic reticulum
Molecular function (GO): chloride channel activity
Source: RefSeq, a predicted model, not a curated record
AUGGCGACUGCAAGCGAUGCAAAUGCUUUGGGGUAUAACCUUAAGGUGGACUAUGUCAUCCAUUAUACUUUUCACGAUCUAGAGAAGUCGCAAGCAAUCUCCCAGCUCCGGAAGCUGCUCCAGACCCUUUCUGAUGUUGGUCUCGAAUGUGAGGUCCGCCAAGGCGACGAGUCGUCUUUGCUGGUCUUCGUGCGCGCUUCGAAAAAUCGGCUGAAGCGGGCAGUGUAUCGAUCCCGGGUGCGUGACUGGCUCUAUGGUAUCCGCAAUACGGAACCAGAGCCUGCCGGCUCGAUUGAGCCUCAGAACGAAGCUGAACGAUUGCGAGUGAUCAACCACAUGAUCACCCUCCCCAGCGAAGAAGGCGGCGCCGGCAUCACUCCGAAACACGGCGAGUGGAAGAACGUUACCGCCGUUUUCCCUCUACACGAUGAAGAAACAAAUAAGAAAUGGUUACAGGCGUGGAGUCAGAAGACUUUCCUCUCGGACGAUGAUCUGGACCAGAUUCGGAAUAAGUUUGGUGAAAGUGUUGGAUUUUACUUCUCGUUUCUGCAGUCAUACUUCAAGUUUCUCAUUUUUCCGGCAGUAUUUGGGUUCUCCUGUUGGUUUCUUUUGGGUGGGUACUCAGUUGUCUACACCAUGGUCAAUUCGCUGUGGUGCAUCAUCUUCGUUGAAUACUGGAAACACGAAGGGCAUUUCAGCGGUACAAACCAAGCGACGAGAAUUCAAGGCCGAGAGAGAGAUUCGCGACGAGAGUACCGGCGAGAGGCGAGGGUCUUCUCUGCAACCAGGCGCAUGCAGCGGCAGCUGCUGCAGAUUCCAUUUGCAUUGUUUGCUGCAAUUGGACUUGGUGUCAUUAUUGCAACAUGCUUUGCUAUAGAGAUCUUUAUCGCCGAGCUCUACAAUGGUCCUUUGAAGACCUACCUGAUAUUCAUUCCAACUAUUCUAGUCUCCGCACUGGUACCGACAAUGAGUGCCGUGUUAAUGUCGAUUGCGACCAAGUUAAAUGACUAUGAGAACCAUGAAACUAACGACGCUUACGAUGUCGCUCUGACCCAAAAGGUCUUUGUUAUCAACUUUAUCACAUCCUACCUCCCAAUCAUUUUAACAGCCUUUGUCUAUGUGCCGUUUGCGAGCCGCAUUGUGCCGUAUCUGGAUGUAUUCAGACUGACUGUCCGGCCCUUCGUAUCCAAGGAACACGCCAUUGCCAAGCGAUCUCACUUUCAAAUCGACCCAGCGCGUUUGCGAAACCAGGUCAUUUACUUUACAGUUACUGCUCAGAUUGUGGGCUUUGCCAUGGAAACCAUCGUGCCAUACCUGAAACAACAUGCGCUUCGAGAAUACAAGGCAUACAAUAAGAAGCGCAACGGCAUGUCUGAGCAAAACGGUGACAAGAGCUCCCCCGAAAGAUCGCCCAUCAUGUCCUACGACGAUCCUAUUGAGGAAAAGGAAUUUCUGAAGCGUGUACGCAAUGAAGUCGAGCUCCCCGAGUAUGAAGUGACCGACGAUCUGCGUGAGAUGUGCAUUCAGUUUGGUUACCUGGCUCUGUUCUCACCCACCUGGCCAUUAGUUCCGCUUUCCUUCUUUGUGAACAACUGGGUAGAGCUCCGGUCCGAUUUCUUCAAAAUCUGCAUGGAAUUCCAGCGCCCAGUCCCGCUGCGCUGUGAUACUAUUGGUCCUUGGUUGGAUACUCUGGGCUUUUUGUCCUGGGUGGGUAGUAUUUCGAGUGCGGCUCUGGUCUACAUGUUUAGCGGUAAUGCGCAGCAUGGGCCGAAUGGAGAGCCUACAGGGAUUAGAGGCUGGGCACUACUGCUAGUCAUCUUUUUCUCCGAGCAUCUGUAUCUGAUUGUGCGGUAUGCUGUGCAGACUGCGAUGGCCAAGAUUGAGCCUCCGAAUGCACGCAAGGAACGAGCUGAGCGCUAUCUCAUGCGCAAGCGCUAUCUUGAAUCCACACUUCAGGUUGAAGUCGGCGCUGACGAAGAGAAUGAGAAGAUUGUGCCUGAAGCUCCGACAGAGCUGUCCCGCGCUGCUCUGGAAGAAGAUGCACGACGGAACUCGAUGCACGCCACGGACCCUGCCGAGCGCUUCUGGAUGCGCCAGCGUGGCUGGAAUGAGUCAGCUGAGGUCGGUGCUGGGAUUAUCCAGGCACAGCCCCCGAAGAGUAGCAUGAAGAAGCAGCAGUGA